GCUUUUGUUGAUUGGUUUGUUUCCGCUCCACGUCCCACGUCUCCUGUCCUGCGAGGUUAUGUCGCCCGCGGAAAGCUUGCCCAUCUUCACCAAAUCGCAGGCAAGCUUCGUAGCCACCUUCCUUCCUUUCAAUGGCUUAUUCACCAGCGCCGCCUCCUCCCUAAAACGCACCGCAUUGCUCAAACCCCAUCCCAUGCGUUCCACAACCACCACCCUCACCAGGAGGACCACUCUCCCACUCGCUCAACCUUCCCCUCUCUUCACGCGCCGCCGCCUCACUACUCCUCCUUCCUCUUCUCCUUCUCUCCCGCCACGUCAUCACAAAAACCCUCCGCAUCACGCUUCUGAUUCUUCUUCUCCCCUCACCUCCCUCCCUUCCAUCCUCUCUUCCAAGCUUCUCGAUUCUUCCAAAUGCAAGUCCCUCAUUCCCCGUUUGUCCCCUCACGACUUCGAUCGCUUCUUCUUCUCUACUCACAUCGCCGCCACCGCCCGAAAUAAUAACCACCACCACCACAACCUCGACGUCCUCACGACUUUCCGUUUCUUCAACUUCGCGUCCAAAUGCUUCGGUUUCGCUUUCACCGUUCGGUCUUACUGCGUCUUGCUCCGUAUGCUUCUCGCUUCGAAUUUCUUGCCUCGUGCGAGAUCGAUUCUCGGAAGUUUGAUCGAUGGGAGAGUACCUGCUCUGUUCGAAAACCGCCGCAACGGGCCAAUCGAGAUUGCAGCUUCUAUGUUGGAGCUUAAUGCAGCUACUGGUAUGAGAUAUGGUGAAUUGGACUUGUUGAUUCAUACUCUCUGUUCUCAGUUUAAGAAUUUAGGUGUUGGUGUUGCUUUUGAUGCAUUCUGGUUGUUCGAGAAGGAAGGUAUUCUUCCUUCUACUAAGUCCUGCAAUUUCUUGCUUAGCUCUUUAGUGAAGACUAAUGAGCUUGAGAAGAGCUUUGACGUUUUCGAGGCUGUUUGUCGAUGCGGUUCGCCAGAUGUUUACACGAUAACUACUGCUGUUAAUGGUUUUUGUAAGGGAGGGAGGGUUGAUGAUGCCGUUGGGUUGUUUCUAAGAAUGGAGGAGUUAGGUGUUUCGCCUAAUGUGGUGACUUAUAAUAACGUGAUUGAUGGGUUGUGCAAGAGUGGAAGGAUCGAAGAGGCCUUGAGAUUUAAGGAGAGAAUGUUAGAAAGCAAAGUGAGGCCGACUGUCGUAACUUACUGUGCCAUUAUUAAUGGUUUGGUGAAGUUGGAGAAGUUUGAUGAGGCACAUUGUGUUUUUUUAGAAAUGAGCAGCAGGGGAAUCGCCCCUAAUGAGUUUGUUUAUAAUACAAUGAUUGAUGGGUACUGCAGGAACAAGAAUAUGAGCGAGGCACUAAGGAUCAGGGAUGAGAUGUUAUCCAACGGGAUAAUUCCCAAUGAUGUUACUCUUAAUACUCUGUUACAAGGAUAUUGUAGGAGUAAUCAAAUGGAGCAAGCUGAGAAACAAGUAGAGCACAUUUUAUCGCGUGGGUUAGUUGUUAACCAGGAUGCGUGUUCUUAUGUUAUUCAUUGGUUAUUUGGUAAAUCCAGAUUUGACGCAGCUCUCAAAAUUGUAAGACAGAUGCUGUUGAGGAAUGUCAAGACCAGUGAUAGCUUGCUAACCCCUUUGGUAUGUGGACUUUGUAGAUGUGGAAAACAUGCAGAGGCAACUGAACUUUGGUUUGGCCUUGCAAAGAGAGGCCUUUCAGCAAAUACAACUACCUCAAACGCUCUUCUUCAUGGAUUUUGUGAACAAGGGAACACACAGGAGGCCGUCACAUUAUUCAAAGAGAUGAUUCAGUGGGGCUUGGUACCAGAUAGGAUCUCUUUCAACACACUUAUUUUUGGCUUUUGCAAAGCGGGUAAAAUCGAUGAAGCUUUUGUGCUAAAGGAAGAGAUGAAUGAGCAAGGAUUUCAAUCUGAUAUGUAUACCUACAAUUUCCUAAUGAAGGGAUUGGCUGAUAUGGGAAAAAUGGAUGAGGUUAAUAAGGUUUUGGAUGAAGCUGAAGGGUGUGGCUUGGUUCCAAAUGUCUAUACAUAUGCCCUUAUAUUAGAAGGAUACUGUAAGGCUGACCAGAUUGGACAUGCCAUAAACUUAUUUGAUGAGCUAGUCAAGAAAGUAGAGGUAAGCCCUGUUCUUUAUAACGUUCUUAUUGCAGCCUACUGUAGGGUUGGGAAGGUCAUGGAUGCCUUCAAACUUCGUGAUGCCAUGAAAAGUAGGGGCAUCCUACGCACCUGCUCCACAUAUUCUUCGCUAAUACAUGGUAUGUGCAAACUUGGCCUUGUUGAAAAAGCAAAAAAGAUUUUUGAAGAAAUAAAAAAUGAAGGGUUGCUGCCAAAUGUUUUUUGCUAUACUGCUCUAAUUGGUGGUUACUGUAAGUUAGGACAGAUGGAUAAAGCUGGGAAUAUCUUACUUGAAAUGUCUUUGAAUAACAUACAACCUAAUAAGAUUACCUACACUACUCUGAUAGAUGGGUAUUGUAAAUUGGGAAAUAUGAAAGAAGCAAAUAAGCUUUUAAACGAGAUGAUAGCAAAUGGAAUAACUCCAGAUGAUGUCACUCGUAAGGUAUUGAAAAAUGGGAAUUGCAAGGAAAGGAAGCUGCACGGAGCCUUGCAAUUGCGUGAUCAUUUGUCUAGUAGAGGAGAACCCUUAGAUGAAAUUACAUAUUCGACAUUGGUUCAGGGUUUACAUUCUCCUACAGCAAUUAGCAAUCAGAAAUAAAGAGGAAACUAUUGAAAGCUUGUAUCUUAGUUGGUAUCAUGACUCUUCUGGACGAUAGUGCCAUAUUGUUGCUGGAACCUCUUGUCAGGAAGAUAAGGGCAUCAUAUGCUUGUUUUCGUGAUAGGAUGAUCAGCUGCUAUUCUUACCUGAAAAUGCUCAUGGAACUUCAGAGAUGACUUAUUGCAAGCUUAGAAACAUUUGGCCUUUGUUCUACUUAUGCAAAUGUAUUUCUGGAUUUUUGUUAGCAUUCAGUGUGAUCUACUUUUUGAAGCAGUUUCCUGUGAUUAUUAGGGUGUAGGAGGAUUGCCAUUGGAGCAAACAUUUUGUAGCUUUUUAACUAUGCAAGGUUGUUGUCCCUUGUUGGUCCUCCGUUCAAUCAAAUUGGUUCACAUUGAUGGCCAGAACAUAAUAGCUUUGCAUGCUUCUAGGAUGCUCUAUAUCUAAGGAGAAUCUGCUUAUAGUAAUUUCUGGUUAAAACUUGGAAGAGAAUAUAGGCUUGGAUACAGUUCAGAUGAAAGACGUUUUUGAAUUUAUUAUGCAUGCUGAUUGCUGACCAAUAACCAGUGUUUGUUGUCACCAUCUUUGCCCUUGACAUUGGAAGGAUUUGGGGUAGAGAAGAAAGUCUACAAGUCAAGAGGGAUGAAGGGUAAACAUUUAUUAAUUUCUUUUAACAAAUUUUCCAGAUGGAGAUAGUGAAGCCAUCAUCAUGAUUGUAUUUUUUCAAAUUUGCUUCACCUUAUGGUGUCUAUUUAGUGGAACUAAUUGUGGUAUACAAAAGAAAAGAAUUACAAUUUCUAACCAGAACUGUACAGUAAUUUGUGUAUGGAUUGUUGUAUUCAUUAAGGGAAAGCCCAAUAAGAAUUAUACAAUUACUUAUUUUCCUUAGAAAGGAAUUAAACUCUACUUUGAAUUAGUUUCUGUUGACUAGUUUUGAUAGCUUUGGGAAAAGGAAGCUAUAUCCUUGGGACAGUGACACAGUGUCCAGUCUAUGCCACUUUUGGGUGAAUUUGGCUGUAGCAUAAUUUCCAUGUUUUCAAUGAUAGAAUAUGGAAUAAGCAAGACUUGCGGAAAAAGCUUUGGUGUUUAACCUCUACUUGGUUUAAAGUUUUGAAUUUCAAAUUUUUUUAUAGGAAUUUCUCUCUUAUGUAU
Messenger RNA from Arachis ipaensis, 3871 nucleotides. NCBI's taxonomy places the organism in Eukaryota, Viridiplantae, Streptophyta, Magnoliopsida, Fabales, Fabaceae. The record is from RefSeq and is a predicted model, not a curated record.